GUUCCUUCUGUGAGGGUAGAGCUCAUUUUUCUGUUUUUGUUCUUCGCGCAUUUAUGCUGUUGUGUGUGAGCGAAAACGGCGACAAAUGCAAAAGCUAUUGCGUAGUUAGUGUGGAGCAACAAGAUAUUCAGAACAACGGAAAGCUAACUGACGCGUCGUAGAAUUGGAGUUUACUGGGGAAUCCCCCUGUAGGUGCAGUUUGUGUUUCUACUGUAUGUGUUCCUAGGGCCAAAGUUUAAUGCUGUUAAUUAUAACAUGCUAAGAGAUUCAAGACUGUUUUCUACAGUGAUGUUAUUGAAGCAUCUGGCACAUCUUGGCUCUGCGUUGAUUGUUUCCCUAUGGUGCUACAGCAGCUUCAUGAAAUUUUUUAAUUACAAGGAAACACAAGCACUUCCUACAGCUGGCAUCAUCAGUCAAAUAAUAAGCACUCUCCAGUACCUUCUUUUGGGACUGCUGCUGAGAAGUGUUUAUGAAGUAUAUCGAGCUAUGAUAGCAAUAUAUACAUACUUUGAGGCAGAACUGUGGCCAACUGUGCUCCUUGUACUUGAGUGUUCUUUGUUGGGAAUCAGCUUACCAGUUCUGCCAAUCCAUCCUAUGAUUUUUAUCAUGCUGAUGUGGUGGUUGUUGCCAUAUACCUACAUGUUGAUGAAGCUGUACAAAACAUAUAAAAGGCUACAAUAUAUUAAUGACUGCAGACAGCUUUCAUAACUAUAAUAUAAAGAAAUUAUAAGGGCAAGAAGUCACAUCAGCUACUAUUACAGAUAUAUAUGUACACAUUUGUAUAUUGCUGAUAAAGUAUCACAUAUUUAUUUAAAAUCUUUGGUCAAAAGCAUGUUAACAAUAAAACAUCAGCAAUUUCACACCAUUGAUGUGUGUGGAAAGUAUUGUUCACAGGCCUCUGUUGAUAAAUUUUGGUAAUUAUAGUUAAGCUCCAUCUUCAUAAAAACAUGAGACAGUCUCAGGUUAAGUUGUGAGGACUCCAAUGAAUAUAUAAAGUAUUCGGCUCAGUGUUCCCCAUUGUGUAAACUUAGGCAAAAAAAAUAAAAUAAAAUAAAUUUUGAAACAUUUGUACACGGCCUUGUAUAACAUAAUUACAUUACAGGGUAUAGAGUGACAAACUUCAUGGGGUUUCAGAGGGCAUCUUGAAGAACGAACUGAUGACAGGAAUCUAUGCUCAGAAACACCAUUUAAGAAACUACAAAGUGUUGAAGCUACAGGUGAAAACACUGCCAGUAGGCUACCCUCUCAAUAGCAAACAUAAAUUGUAACACUGAAGUCACCACGUCUAGUGUCCUGCAGUGUCACUGUGGCGUCAGGUGUUGCUGUAUUAGACACUGCCUGACAUUCUGAAUACUAUCAGGUCUUGCUUGCAGUCCAUUAGUGUUAAAUUGUUUUCUGGUAAAGCAUAGUGGCACUCUGUAACACCAUUGGAUGAUAUUUCCAGAUAUACGUUUCUGUUCUCAAUUUCUUGCACAAUGCCUCGAAGUUUGUUGGUAUAUUUUUUGUUAUCCUCUGUAUAGGAAUUUGUUUAACACUACAACACAUUCCAUUUAGAGAUGAUCGCAUUUAUCAUGUUGCAGUCUCACAGGAAUGUGCUGCAAUCAACAAUGCAACACAGUUAAAUUUUGCAGAAGUUAUUUAAGAGCUACAUCAAGAAUGUGCAACAGCUGAAUUUUUUUAAUACUAGAAAGUGAAUGUACACUCUUAAUAUAAAUGCUUGUUACAAUUUUCUCCUAUGUAACAUUAUUGACAUGUUAGCUCCACAUGAAUUAAGUCCAACAAACAAAGAAUUAAACAAGGUGUAAAUUUCAUUCAUUGUUUAAAUAAUGGACAAAGUACAUUCCAAAAUAUAUAAGUAAAUGUAUGACUGUAGCAAAAUAUGACAAAACAGAUUAAAUAAGGAAUCAGUGAACAAUGGCUCUCAAUAAAACUUGGAAUUCACUGCAAUUCUGGUGUUUAUUGUAACCUGCUGUGAAGAUAUUGAAAUUGAUUUGUAGAGAAAAAUUAGAUAAAAUUGCCUUAUGACAAUGAUUCAAAAAGUGUUGAUGUUGCCCAUUAUCAACUAGUGAUAUACAUAGCAAAAAA
Messenger RNA from Schistocerca serialis cubense, 2085 nucleotides. RefSeq lists its product as uncharacterized. The coding region runs from base 256 to 708 and encodes 150 amino acids. The record is from RefSeq and is a predicted model, not a curated record. The transcript has 6 exons. Lineage: Eukaryota; Metazoa; Arthropoda; Insecta; Orthoptera; Acrididae.